Messenger RNA from Rhipicephalus sanguineus (brown dog tick), 1335 nucleotides. RefSeq names its product GRIP and coiled-coil domain-containing protein 1-like. Bases 1 to 1335 code for a protein of 444 amino acids. The record is from RefSeq and is a predicted model, not a curated record. Lineage: Eukaryota; Metazoa; Arthropoda; Arachnida; Ixodida; Ixodidae. The transcript has 2 exons.
AUGAACAGGCUCAAGAUGAAGAGGACCACGCGAAGGGCCCAGAACACCAAGCUUAUACAAGAGGCAAGUGCGCUACUUGAGAAUGAUGACGCGACAGUGCGACAGAUCGACUCGAUUUAUGAGAGGCUCAAGAGCAAUAAUGAGGAGCUGAAGAAGAUUAAUGAUGAGAUGGAAAGCCACAUAAGUGACGAGGCAUUCGAGGCGGAGUACGCUACCGUAAUUGAAUAUGAGGACAACGCGACCCGCAUCUUAGCCGAGCUCCAGAGCAAACGCCGCCAGCAUAGCGAGACAUCUCCAGUGUCACCGCACAUCGAAGUUCGCGACGUGCCAGCGGCUAUGGGACCUUCUGAAUGCCGCGAAAUCAAUGGCAGGGGAAAAGGAAGACUCCAGCGAUAUGAGACCCGAAUCGAAGAGCGUGUUCGAGCACGCAAAAGUCAGAGGCUGGAGCCUGCAUUCUAUGCUAUCCACAAGCGAAGCAUCCAGGAGAACAAUGAUGCACAAGUUCAAGUUCAGAGACGCUUGAUCGAGGAGACCACUUCAAUGGAUACCAAUAUGGCCAAGCGGCGAUUGAAGUUGCGCGAGGAACAGACUGCUCGUGAGCGGGAGCACACGGACCAUGCAAUCAUGCUGAAGGAGCUUCAACGCCUGCUUUUUGAGGGGCGAACUUUUCAUGAGAACUUUGAAGAUAAUCUGGAGAAAGUCAUGAGAGAAGCUGCUCAGGCACACGUGGCGAUGGAGUACGAGUCCAAAAUACAAAACUUGACUCAGGAGCUGGACGAGGUGCGCAAGCGGCUGCUUGUGUCGGAGGAGAAGCUCAGACUGAUUUUCCCCCUGCUGCUCAAGAUGCAGCAGUUGGGCAUGGAACAAUGCGAGAUUGAGUUGGAGAAACAAAAAAGACAGCCAGGACAUGUCGUGGAGCACCAGCAGACGACGAGAAGAGAGACAGAAAUGGGUAGCCUGGAGAAUCGUCUAAAGGAGUUGUCUCAGGCAGGAAGAACACAUGAUUGGUUGCGCAUGCAAGACUGUGCUGCCAUCCAGCAAAUUCAAGAGCGUCCCUCACUGCUCACACGAGAAGACGCAACCUCAUCAAGUGCUGCAAGAAUCGGACCAAAGAAUACAGAACUGCCUUCCCAGCAAAUGAAACCUGAACGUGAGGACAUCGCUGGACCGUUUUGGCAACAGGCGCCUGCUGCUGAAACCGUCGAAGCACCAUGUGCUGAAAGCCCUGUGGACCUGCUCGCCUACAUCCGCGAGCUGGCAGGAGAGGACGUCCUCAGUCUCCAUGCCAAAGCACGAGAGAAGCUUCGGCAACUGAAGGAGGAGUCCGAAAAAUAG